AUGGCUGGGACAAUGGACACCCAGGUGCCAACAGAGAGCACACUGUCGAGCUCUGAAGUCAAGCGCGAAGAAGCCCAGAAAAAAGCCCAGAAAAAGGCUGAACUGAUCGAGAAAAAUAAAGCCCGGAAUGAGGCUGCACUGGCCGCGAUGGCAGCUAGUUAUGGUAAAAGAUACCAACGCUCGGCCACUUCCCCCGGCGAGUUCGCAAGGUAUUUCGAGGCUAUCAGAGACGGAAAGGAACUUAAGUUCACUGAGGAGAUCUUGGAAACUGUAAAAGCUCUCCAGCCGGCCAUUGAUUAUUACACGAAACUGCUUCCGUGGGAAUUUCUCCUCCUGCCCGUUUUCUCCGAGAACGAGAGCAGCCAUUUUGGUCCCUUGCCGCCGGUGGCUGACAAGGACGUACGCCUAUUCCAACGAGCCCUUCACCGUCUCCAAUCAAUUUGCGAGGUCACCCGUCAAUCCGACCAGCUACUCAUUCACGCCAAGACUCACUAUUACGAUGAUAGAGACAAGGUGUCGCCCUAUUCUCAUAUGGAACUAAGCCAAGCCAAGAUGCUGUAUGAAAUGUUUUUCUAUCGGAUGUUUCAAGUCUGCGACAAGUAUUUAGAAAAAAUAGAGAGGAGUCGGUUCAGGCCCGAUCCGGGAGCCCGGAAGAAGCACGACAAGGAGGUCAUUCAUGGCAUCGUAUGCCACGGCCUGCAGUUCAUGCACGAAUUUGAAACACAAACCACCGACAAAGUCAGGGAGGAGCUUAUCCGGAAAAUUGCCAAAGAUAGCUGGUUUGGGCCGCGAUUCUAUCUGGAUCCGCGAUUUCAGGAUACCAAGCUUCAAGAAGAGCUAUGUGCCACUCAAAGAAUCUUUGACAAUAAACUGGGGUAUAUUCCACGUGGCUGUCGGUCUCCCUGUCGAGAAUGCAAUUAUCACAAACAGGAAUUACCCCUCCCGCCUUCCCCGGAAAUGCAGGCUACUAUAGAAGCCAUACGCACUCGUGUGGUCCAGAUGAAGAAGCUGCUAGAAUGCUCGCAGGUGCCAGCUGAAGAGACUCAAUCCGGACAGAUCCAUCCUGACGGUGACAACUAA
Clonostachys rhizophaga is the source of this 1080-nucleotide messenger RNA. Lineage: Eukaryota; Fungi; Ascomycota; Sordariomycetes; Hypocreales; Bionectriaceae. The record is from the annotation of a GenBank genome assembly.